GUAGGACUUAGCAAAAAACGUUGGUUGUGGUCAUACGCAACACUAUGGUUAUUGUAACCGGGGGGUUUAAUCUGUCAUGUGGGUUGUUCUAGGUGGUGCGACUCAUAGAAACGAAUCUUUACAUCGUAAUAACGUAGGUUAACAUGGCCGACGACGCCCCUUCCGUAGCCAGGAAAGCUGUUCUGAAAAUGAGCGACGUUCUCCCGCAGGACGUGCCGCGGAUCAAAGGAUAUGACUUUAACCAGGGGGUGGACCACAAAGCACUGCUGCACUCCUACCUCACCACGGGCUUCCAGGCCAGCAACUUCGCACUCGCUGUUCAGGAGAUCAAUAAGAUGAUUGAGAGACGGCUGGAGGAGGCAGUGGAGGAGCCGGAGAAGCAGCAGGACACCUUUGACCUUCAGCAGGAUUGCUCAGGCUGUACCAUUUUCCUCGGCUACACCUCCAACCUCAUCAGCUCCGGUGUCCGCGAGACAAUUCGCUACCUUGUCCAGCACAAAAUGGUGGAUGUGAUUGUGACGACGGCAGGAGGUAUUGAGGAAGACCUCAUUAAGUGCUUGGCUCCUACGUACCUGGGAGACUUCAGCCUUCCAGGCAAGGAGCUACGUCAGAAGGGCAUCAACAGGAUUGGCAACCUCUUGGUCCCAAAUGAAAACUACUGUAAGUUUGAGGACUGGUUGAUGCCUAUCCUCGACCAGAUGGUACUAGAGCAGAAAACCGAGGGUGCUCAUUGGACUCCAUCAAAAAUGAUCCACAGACUGGGCAAAGAAAUCAAUAACCCCGAUUCUGUCUACUAUUGGGCGUACAAGAACAACAUCCCAGUGUUUAGUCCUGCCCUUACCGAUGGCUCGUUGGGUGACAUGAUCUAUUUCCAUUCCUAUAAAAAUCCUGGAUUGGUCCUGGACAUUGUGGAAGAUAUCCGGAGGUUGAACUGUAAAGCUGUGUUUGCCAAGAGCACAGGCAUGAUCAUCCUGGGUGGAGGCCUCAUCAAGCACCACAUUGCCAAUGCCAAUCUUAUGAGAAAUGGCGCUGACUUUGCUGUGUUCGUGAACACUGGCCAGGAGUUUGAUGGCUCAGACUCUGGCGCCCGGCCUGAUGAGGCUGUGUCCUGGGGAAAGAUCCGCAUGGAUGCCAAACCUGUGAAGGUCUAUGCGGAUGCCUCCAUCAUCUUCCCCCUGUUGGUGGCUGAGACCUUUGCCCACUAUGCGAGCAGGCUGUGUGGGGACAGCAAGAGCAAAUAGUGGUGCCUGCUUUUCUCUUUCUUCCAUGCUCUCUCUCUCUCUCUCUCUCUCUCUCUCUCUCUCUCUCUCUCUCUCUCUCUCUCUCUCUCUCUCUCUCACACACACACAUACACACACACAUGUUUAUUGUUAUGUCAGCUUUGUAUAUAGGAGUUUUAUUUAUGUUGGUUUUAUUUAUGUUGGUAUUUUGAUGUUUGGUUAUGUUCAAGCUGAAUAUCAAGUCCUCAUUUAAUCUGUUUUGUUGUUUUUUAUUCUGCUUUUGUGUUGUGUGUAUGUGGCAUUUGUUAGCUGUCUAAAAUUAUGCUGUUGUGAUUGUCUUCUUUCAACAAAGAAUGUGAAUGCAAAGAAUCAAAUAAAACUAAAAUGUAAAAAGAAAAA
Messenger RNA from Electrophorus electricus (electric eel), 1619 nucleotides. It is a transcript of the gene dhps, whose product is annotated as deoxyhypusine synthase. Gene Ontology annotation, molecular function: deoxyhypusine synthase activity. Gene Ontology annotation, biological process: peptidyl-hypusine biosynthetic process. The record is from RefSeq and is a predicted model, not a curated record. Gene Ontology annotation, cellular component: cytoplasm. Lineage: Eukaryota; Metazoa; Chordata; Actinopteri; Gymnotiformes; Gymnotidae.